AUGGCGCGCCGGCAGAAGGUGAAGGCGGCGGCCGCGGGCAAGCGCGGGGCUCCCGCCGCGCUCCCCAGCCCGGCCUCCUCCUCGGAGGACGAGGCGGACGAGGCCCCGGAGGAGGUGCCCUUCGGCGUGGCGAGGGAGGCGGCCGAGGCCCAGCGGAAGCUCGUGGGGGAGGCGGCGCGGAGGCACCGGGAGCUGCUGAAGGAGAAGCGGCGGCGGCACCAGGAGCUCUUCGCGGAGCAGAAGAAGCGCCGGCUGCUGCCUGAGGCCGUGCUGCAGGAGCUGCAGGAGCUGCAGGAGCUGCAGGAGCUGCAGGAGCUGCAGGAGCUGCAGGAGCUGCAGGAUGUGUCCACACGGCCCGCUGAACAGGCUGUGGCAGAUGACUCAGAUACUCUCAAUGACCAACUUGAAGCUGGGGCUGUACAGGUGGAACAAGGCCCGGCCCAAAGGCGAGGCCAAGCCGAAGUGCAGGAGAAGAAGGGCAAGAGGAAGAAGGCUCCCAGGACAAAAGGGAACUACGUGGCUGUGUGCCUGAAAAAGCACAGUGGAACAGGCCUCCACCAGCAGCUCGCCAAAGACUUCCUAAAUGCCCAGCUCUACGGGCCACACACCAACCGGGUACAGGCAAAUGAAUUUUUUUCCCUUGCAAACAAGAAGGACCCAGUCAAAAAAGCUGCAGUUCAGUUCGUGGACAAGUCCUGGGGGCAAGAUAAAAAGGAAAAAGCAGCAAGGUUUAGGAAACGUUGGCUGGCAACACAGAUUAAAAAUGGAGUCUGAAGACGGCUUUUUCAGAAGAUGCUGCUAAGGACACUCAGUGACAUUUGAUCUCAACACACCACAGGUGUUUCUUCCCCUCUUCAGCACCACUUUGCUUUCAGCUCCAGGCUGCAGCAGGCACCGAGCUGUGCCUGAUCGGAAUUCCUUGUUCUCCCCCCCCUUUCAGAAGUUCUCGGGGAAGAUACAAAGCCAGGCCAGUGUUGUAGAACAGCUGGUGCUAGGACCAGGCUUGCUGAGCUGCCUCCAUGAGGCAAUGCCUUUGCAGAGAAUAAACAUGAGCCAUGUUGUACCUAC
Messenger RNA from Prinia subflava (tawny-flanked prinia), 1068 nucleotides. It is a transcript of the gene NOL7, whose product is annotated as nucleolar protein 7. The record is from RefSeq and is a predicted model, not a curated record. Gene Ontology annotation, molecular function: RNA binding. The coding region runs from base 1 to 774 and encodes 257 amino acids. The transcript is spliced from 8 exons. Gene Ontology annotation, cellular component: nucleus; nucleolus. Lineage: Eukaryota; Metazoa; Chordata; Aves; Passeriformes; Cisticolidae.